Molecule: messenger RNA, 1738 nt
Organism: Xylaria bambusicola
Lineage: Eukaryota; Fungi; Ascomycota; Sordariomycetes; Xylariales; Xylariaceae
Product: 3-oxoacyl--synthase
Exons: 3
Coding region: 155-1453 (432 amino acids)
Biological process (GO): fatty acid biosynthetic process
Molecular function (GO): 3-oxoacyl-[acyl-carrier-protein] synthase activity
Source: RefSeq, a predicted model, not a curated record
CCGUCAAUACUCUAGCAAGUAAUCAUUAUUCUACGUGUAAUUGUGUUUUUCGAGGCAGUUAAUUCUAUCUAAUGAUAGCAACGAGCCUUUCCUUUUGAAAAUAGAAACAACUUGAAUGAGACUAUAGCCCAGACUCGGCUAUGGAUGGCAAAGAAUGCGCAGAGUCGUUGUCACAGGUCUGGGCGCCGUCACACCUCUCGGCGUCGGUGUUCGACGCACAUGGAAUAGGCUCGUAGCCGGCCAUUCAGGCAUCGUCAGCGUUGCCGACUUUGAACCACAGAAGCGAUGGCGUGAAAUCACGAGUACCGUCGCUGGUAUCGUUCCCAAGACCACUGGCGCGAGUGAAGUGGAUGGGCUGUGGCGAGCCGAUGAGUGGCUCUCUGCCUCCGAUCAGCGACGCAUGUCGACAUUUUCUCAAUAUGCUAUGGCCGCUGCCGAGAUGGCUCUCGAAGACGCAGCAUGGAUGCCUGAGGGAAAAGGCGACUUGCAGGAUACGGGAGUAUGCUUAGGAAGCGGUAUUGGCAACCUGGAAGAGCUCUAUAGGACUAGUAUCGCGUUCGAUAAUGGCGGUUACAAGAAGGUAUCGCCAUUGUUCGUGCCUCAGAUCCUCAUCAAUCUUGCUGCUGGGCACAUCUCCAUGAAAUACGGCUUUCAAGGCCCAAAUCACGCGGCCACUACCGCCUGCACAACCGGUGCGCAUUCAAUUGGCGAUGCAUCUCGUUUCAUCGCAUACGGAGACGCAGACGUGAUGGUCGCUGGCGGCUCCGAGUCCUGCAUCCACCCUUUAACAUUCGCUGGAUUCGGGAGGUCACGAUCACUAUCCACGGCCUUCAACAGCGACCCCUCCUCGAGCUGUCGUCCAUUUGACCGGCAAAGGAAUGGAUUCGUAGUUUCCGAGGGCGCGGCAGUGGUGGUGCUGGAGGAAUUAGAGCACGCGAAGGCGCGCGGUGCUCACAUACACGCCGAGCUCAGGGGCUAUGGAUGCAGCGGUGAUGCUCACCACAUGACGGCCCCGCGGGAGGACGGGUCCGGCGCUUUCCUCGCCAUGAAGCGGGCUUUGAAGCACGCGGGGAUCAAACCCCACCAGGUCGACUACAUCAACGCGCAUGCGACGGGUACGGCUAUCGGCGAUGCUGCAGAGGCACUUGCGAUUCGCUCCAUCAUGCUCGGCGAGGAAGGGUAUCGGAAGGACAGCCAAGUCAAUGUGAGCAGCACCAAGGGCUCUAUAGGUCAUCUUCUCGGCGCGGCUGGCGCCAUUGAAGCAGUAUUUUCUAUCCUCGCCAUUACUGAAAAUACACUUCCGCCCACACUGAAUCUGCACGACCCCGACAUCGAGCCGAAGUUCAACCUCGUCCCUCUCCAAGCGCAGGAGAAGACUGUCGAUGUGGCUGUAUCGAAUAGCUUCGGGUUUGGGGGAACUAAUGCUACCUUGGUCUUCUCAAAGUACCCGUAAAGAGUACAUAGGUAUGAACGUUUCGCCUGUAUUGUAUCAUAUAACGCUGUAUAUUAUAUAGCAAGCGUCCCUGUCCAGAAACGACAGGCUCAAGAUCCCCUCAUCUCAGCACCAUCAUAAUAACAACGCCCAACUCAAAAAAUGGACCUAUGGUAAUGAAUCACUUGCACUCUCUUGUUUACAGGUAUCAUGGUGUAUAUAUGUGGAAUUUGUGCCUUUUCUUACAAGUUUCACAUACAUAGUAGUUAACGUAGAACUAAGUACAACGCUGUAUUAUCGCUCACG